This is a messenger RNA of Acaulospora colombiana, 149 nucleotides long. The record is from the annotation of a GenBank genome assembly. Lineage: Eukaryota; Fungi; Glomeromycota; Glomeromycetes; Diversisporales; Acaulosporaceae.
AUGUUGCGAGAACGAUUACGAGGUGAGGAGGAGAUGAGCUUUGAGAACGCAAGAAAUGUGCCGCUGGAGAGCUGCUUUUGGCUUGGAGGGGAGAGAGAUGGACGAGGUCGGGAAGAAAAAGUCGUGAGACGAGGGGUUGCUUUGUUGGG